UUUAAUUUCAAGUUUUGGACCGAAAAUCGUCUAGGCAUAAAACGUCUCCGUUUCGACUCGCAGGCCACUGUAAUUCCACUUCUGAUUGCCGUCAAUACAGCUCUCCAAGAUGAGCAGACAAAACGCGACUCUUGCACGCAGCAUUUCCGACUCCCAGAGUGUUGUCUCCUAUGCGGAAACUAGCACAGAUAACGAGAGUUUUGCCACAGCCUUUAGUGACCUUGAUAAUAUCUCGACCAGAUCUAGCGGCCGGGGAAGUUUCAGUGGGGUUGAAGAUACCACCUCCAUUGCCGAGACUAUUAUUCCGGAUGAAACGGCCACUGGCAUCGUUAUUGCUCCUACCAGCACCGUUGUUGCUCCUACCAGCACUGUUGUUGCUCCUACCAGCACCGUUGUUGCUCCUACCAGCACUGUUGUUGCUCCUACCAGCACUGUUGUUGCUCCUACCAGUACUGUUGUUGCUCCUACCAGCACUGUCGUUGCUCCUACCAGCUCCGUCGUUAUCCCGCUCGAUAACACCACCAUUCGCACUGUUACACAGGUUCCCGCCCCGGAUUUAGAGUCAUUGGAAAAACGAGACUCGGAGCCUGCUCCUGAAACCCUGAUCGCUGCUUCUGCUCCCAUAAUCACAGAACAGCCGGGUGCCACCUCUCAGCCAGUAGAACAGCCGGUUAAGGAGAGCACUACGCACUCUGAUUCGUCCGUGAGCCCUUCGCCUGCGGGGACGGAAUCCUUCGGGGAGCAGCAGCAGCAGCAUGCCCGGAAGGAGAGAUACAAACAUGAUCCCAAGAACGACUGUGUGCUGUUCUGGUUGUCCGCAGCUGGAUGUUAUGGGGUCUGCGGCGACUGUCCAUGCAACACCACCAGCGGCACCUUGGCCUCUGUGUUGACUAACUGUUUUGCGGUGCUCUCGGUCAGUGGGUGCGCUGCCUGUAUUACCGUGUGCCACGACACCUAGGCCUCAUUUCUAAUAUCUAAUUUCCUGCAAUAUCCCUUGUUUUUAUACGUCAACGGUAGUGAAAAACCUCAAAUUUUUUACAGAUUUUAUGGUAUUCUCUCCGUCGUAAAAGAUACGUCUCCGUAACUAUAUCACUUUUAUC
Molecule: messenger RNA, 1100 nt
Organism: Babjeviella inositovora NRRL Y-12698
Lineage: Eukaryota; Fungi; Ascomycota; Pichiomycetes; Serinales
Exons: 1
Coding region: 110-958 (282 amino acids)
Source: RefSeq, a predicted model, not a curated record